AUGUCUCUGAACCGGGUCCACGCCACAGAGCCCGGACAGUCCGUGGAGAACUCGGUGGAGUACUCCAUCCAGGUUCCGAGCGACUCCAGCGACGCGUCGGGUCGAGCGCGCGAGGUGACCGUGCUGCAGACGGGCUGCUGCCGCUGCCUGCCGCGUGCGGUACGCCUCGCUUUCGCCCCGGAGUCGCUGGAGAGGAUUUACCAAAGCUACUUCCGCCGACAGAGGCAAGAGAACCUGCACGUGCUGGGGAUGUUCGCCGCUCUUUUUAACAGUUUUAUCAUCAUCAUGUGUGCGGUGGUGUACACCGAGGACAAGCGAGCGAUGGUGGUGGUCGCAGCGGUGGGACUGGCCGCGGAUGUUGUCGUCUGCGCGCUGUGUUGGUUACAGAAGCUCCCCGCGUCCCCCGUGUGGCGCGGCGCGGUGCCGCACAUACUGUGGCUGAUGGUAACCGUGCACGUGCUGUGUUACAUGUGUCUGAACUUCGAGCGUUUCCCUCAGGCCUGCGACUCCGUGGGCUGGCAGGCGUUUUUCUGCUUCUCCUGUUUUCUGACGCUCCCUCUCAACCUGGUGCCGCUCCUGCUGCUCACCGCGCUCUCCUGCGGGGUUCACACGCUGGUCCUGGGGGUCAUCGUGGCCCAGAGGUUCGAGGACGGCCUGCAGGGGCCAAUGCUUGUCAGACAGGUACAGCCUUUUAGUUUAAGUGAUAACAGACGAGUUAAAAAAGUAGAAACUUUUGGUUUGAACAUGGAAACUCAUUUAAUAAAAAUGCAAAACUGACACUUUUACUAGAUUUUAAGGUUCUUUUAUUGGUGUUCUUUUAUAUUUUACCCUAUUUUAGUCCUAGAGUAGCUGUUUUGUUGUUUUAUUACCUCUUUUUUGAUUUACUUCCUGUUAUUGUUUGAUUUUAAAACUGUUUUAUUUAAUUAACUUUUAAAGCUUUAUCACCUUUAUUAUAUUUUAUCAUGGUUUUUAUCGUUUUAGUCCUAGAUCCAGUGUUUCCUCAUCUUCAUUAACUCAAGAUCGUGUUUCCUCAGUCAUCUGUAUGAGUGUGUGAGUGCUGCAUGUGUUGAAUGGGGGUUGGUAUUUGUAUUGUUAUUUAUUUUAUUUCAUUGUUUUUAAUAUCUUGUGCGAAUGGACAGCACUUUGCGCCACAUUCAAUGUAUGGAAAGUGCUUUAAAAAUAAAGUUUGAUUGAUUUACUUUGUUAUUUUGCACAGCAGACAAUUAUCUUCACAUCAAUAUUUUCACUGCAUGUCAUCUGGAGGUGCAGUUAAGUUGAUAUUCUGUCUUCGCCUCCCUUCAGCUCCUCGCCAACAUCAUGCUGUACCUGUGCUCGGCCAUGGUGGGUGUGAUGUCGUACUACAUGGCGGACAGGAAGUACAGGACGGCUUUUUUGGAGGCUCGUCAAUCGCUGGAGGUCAAACUGACUCUGGAGGAGCAGAGCACCCAGCAGGUAUGGAAGGACUUCCUCUAAAAGUCGAUAAAUAAAGGUGGGUGCAGAAAAGUUUGGGUGUAAGUCCUGCAAGAGGCCCUCUGGAGGAGGCAGAACUGGAAUAGUCACAAACCUCUGACAACAACAACAGCACAGGGUUCAUUUAAACACACUGAGACAUGAGUGAUAAAAGAGGGAUCUGUUCCUCCUCCAGGAGAAUUUAAGAAGUUAAAGCACCUAUAGGGAGUUUUUGGAUGUGUAUGAAACUGACUGAAAUUCUAGACAUUGAUAAUACUGUUAUAAAAUUAAUAAAAGAUGAAAAUCAUACCAACUAAAUCUUAAUUAAAUAAGUUAAAACUCAUAUUCAGUGAAAGCAAACACACAUUCACACACUGUGCCUAAUGAGAUAAUACAGUUCAGUGUUGUGGACAAACACCCUGUUGGUGUUGUAACAUGACCUGAGCUUCCUCCUCAUUACGGCGUGUUUUCCUCAGCUCAGGCCUAAUAGGUCGAUUAGAGAGACUCUAAUUCACACGAGCAGAGCCUCCAUCAGGGACCUGACUCCGUACGCUGAGAAUAAACUCUGUAAUGACCGACGAAAGAAGAUUCACCGUUCAUUUAAAGAGGAGAUCACACUCAUUAUAGUGAAGUCUGUUACACUUAGUUUUCUACAUUCUGUCUCCAGCUGACACUUGUUAACCUCGUGUACACAAACGGUCUAAUAAAAGUGCAGCAAAAACAUUACACAUUUAUAUAUUUUUUACUUUUAAAGCAUCACAUCUUAUCAACAACUUCAGACCUGUCCAAAGAUAUAAAGUUUAUUAUAAUUUUUUGAUAUUUUUUAGUUUUUUAGUGUCUUUUGUCAUAAGAACCCCUGAUUUUUUUCAAUGGGAAAAACACAAAAUUUGCAAAAUUUCCAAAAAUGAGUAAAGGUGAAAUAUUUUUGAUAAAGAUAUAACAGCCCUGACCAUGUCAAUAAUUGAUAAAAAUAUUGAUUUUAAUGCAUUAUUAUCAUUAGUGGCACAAUGACAGUUUUAAGUAAACACUGACACUUGUUAACCUCGUGUACACAAACGGUCCGUCUAAUAAAAGUGCAGUAAAAAUAUUUUACAUUCAUAUUUUUUUUCACUUUUAAAGCAUCACAUCUUAUCAACAACUUCAGACCUGUCCAAAUAUAUUGUUAAUUAUAUUUUUUUUCUAGGUUUUAAGUGUCUUUUGUCAUGAGAACUCCUGAUUUUUUUAAUGGGAAAAACACAAAAUUUGCAAUAUUUCCAAAAAUAAGGUGCAAAGUGAAAUAUUUUUGAUUGAAUUUUGAUUUUAAAGGUGAAUGUAACUGAAAUUAGACAGAGGAUGUGAAUUUCCCUGAAGUGUCUCUACAGUAGAGACCAUAAAACCAGCCAACCAUCCAGAGCACCAAUCAGAAGAUCUCCUGAAGACAGCUGGGAUCUUUUUACCGCAUCAACACGCCGUCAGAUCAUUAUUUUUCCACACUGCGAUCAUAAGAAACCCCCUCCUCUCUCUCUCCACUCUGUCUUCAUGUAGGAAGAUCUGUUACUCUCAAUCCUUCCAAAACACAUCGCAGACGAGAUGCUGCAGGGCAUGAAGAACGAGGCCGACCAGAAGGAGGUUCAGCAGCAGCAGUUCAACACCAUGUACAUGUACCGCCAUGAAAAUGUCAGGUCUGGAUUUGUCCGUUUGGUUUUUGAAUUGCCGUCACAGUUUCUUAAAAGUGAUGCUGAAACCUCUCUCACUUUUUUUCGUUGCAGUAUCUUAUUCGCUGACAUCGUGGGUUUCACGCAGCUGUCCUCGGCCUGCAGCGCUCAGGAGCUGGUCAAGCUGCUGAACGAACUCUUCGCCAGAUUCGAUAAACUGGCAGCUGUGAGUGUCGGGUUUGAUUUGAAGUUGCUGAAGUUUGUUUUCUCACACACUGACAUCCAUUACUGAUAUUUUAUAUUCAGCAGCUUCUCUAAAUAUCCUGUUUCUCACUCUCUGACCUCCAAAUCCAGCAAUAUCACCAGCUGAGGAUAAAGAUCCUGGGUGACUGUUACUACUGUAUCUGUGGUCUCCCCGACUUCAGAGAGGACCACGCCGUCUGCUCUAUCAUGAUGGGGUUAGCCAUGGUCGAAGCCAUCUCGUAAGACUCUAAAAGAACCAAAAACUGAAUAAAAGGAGGGAUCUAGACUUUGUGUUUCAGACUGUGUUUUCUCUUUCUAGGUAUGUUCGAGAAAAGACAAGAACGGAGGUGGACAUGCGGGUCGGGGUUCACACGGGCACCGUUUUAGGGGGAGUGUUGGGGCAGAAGCGGUGGCAGUUUGACGUUUGGUCCACAGACGUUACCGUCGCCAAUAAGAUGGAAUCUGGAGGGAUCCCCGGGUAUGAACAAAAAAAUCUGUAUUCAUUAGAAAUUUAGCCGAUACUUUCAAUCAGUCAUUCUGAAACACUUCACAAUUUACAGUGGAGGGAAAAACUUCAUUUGACAGGCAGAAACCCUGAGCAGAACCAGACUGAUGUUAGACAGACAAUCCUUCUUCCUCGAUAUUAAAAGGAGUUCUAGGCGGGUCCAUUUAUGAAAAAAAAUACUCUAACAAAAGGUUUCUCAACUGUUUUGUUAUAGUAUUAGAUGUCCUCAAUAACAAACUUAAAGUUUACCAAAGUUUGACCACGAGAAAUGCGUCAUUUUCAAGAUGGCGUCCAUGAUGGGUAGGAGACACCCCAGGUGAAUAGGGUAAAAUUUUUAACAAACAGAUAUCACCAUGAAACUCUGCAAGUUUAUAACUUACAUUAAGACAAAUAUUUUUUGUAUUACAAGUUUUGUCAAAUGUUAUGUUUGAAUAUGUAAAUGAGGUAAUAUCUAAUUAAAUAUGCAUUGAUUUACAAACGUUUGUAAUUUUCCAUGUGGCGGUACAGGAGAGUGCACAUUUCCCAGACCACCAAAGACAGUCUACACGGAGAGUUCGAGCUGGAGCCAGGAGGCGGAGGAGAGAGGUGUGAGUACCUGCUGGAGAAAGGCAUCGAGACGUACCUGGUUCUGGUGUCACAGCAGAUGACAAAUGGGCUGAGUGGAAAUGUGAGUGAUGAAUACGACCAAAGUCACCCACGCACUGAUUUAUAUGAGGUAAAUAAAAGUUAAUCUGGUCUCUCCACUCAGAAACCGGGAACUUUGUCCAACAGGAACUCAAACCAGCUGAUCAGCACCACAGCAACCAACGGGAGCUCGGCCACGCCUCAGUCCACGCCCACUGAGUCCAAACAGGAGGUGAGUUUAUAAACUCGUGUAAUCCAUCAAACAAUAUCUUUGAAAAUCCAACUAAUUUAAACACUUAAAGGUGGGGUAGUCAGGAUCUGAGGAAGUUCCAGUUUUUAGGAGAAAUCUUGAAUGUAAACUCUACCCCUCCCAACCAGUUUUCCCCUCAGCUCCUCCUCUCCAACAAGCCCCGCCCACAAACAGACGCUCCCGCUCGCUCGUAUCGUUCCAAUUAAAUUCAGAUAUAAUACUUCAGAUCAUUACAAAUGGGGCCCAGUCAAGGUGAAAGUCAAAAGCAUUGGUGCUACUGUAGAUGCCAACAGACUACCAGCAAACACAAUGUUCGCAGGACUUCUACAACGAGGAUAAAGUGACAUAGUCCAGGACCCGAGGGAGGACAGUUUAGCGAUGGAGCUACAACACGCUACAGCAGGUCCGUUUGACAAGAAACACUCCUGUUACAGACACUUGUCUUACUUUGUUAAAGCGGUUUACCUGUCCAGCAGAAAGGUUACAGGGUCACCAAGAUCCCCAAGCGUCCCCCAUCGUUUAUGUUGACCCGGCUUUUUAGCUCUUGUCCGGUCUACCUCCGUUUUAAGCGCCCGUUAUUCCUCCAGAGUCUCCGGUAUUUACUUUGUUUUCUUGCUUGUGUCGGCAGUCGUGGCCAAAGGAGGAUUCAGACAAUUUUCAGAACUUUCUGGUUGGUUUCUACUGUCCGAUAUUGUAGCACGCUAACGUUGUUUGGGCUCCUGAACGACACGGGGGAGCAGCGUCUGCCUCACAACCAAUCAGGUUAGAGGAGGUGGAGAACGGCUUUGUUUACAGUCAGAAAGAGCGGACCACUCUAAAAUGUUCAAAUGUUGACGACACAGACAUAAGAGAACACAGAGAUAUCGUUAUAUUACCAAAUGUCAUCAAUAACUAAUAACUAUUGACUAAAGAUGCUUUUUUAACAUAAUCCUGCCUACUUCACCUUUAAUGUCUGAUCAACAACCGUCAGAGGAUCAGGAUGAUCGAGGAACAAGUGAUCAACCGACGACUUCAGCAGGAGCUUCUGGAGAGAGAAACUCAGCAAAUGUAAGAAACGUGAACCUGAUCAGACAGAAAACUGUGUGGAAGUGUGUCUCCUGACGCCUCUGAUGUUUUUCUUCUACAUCAGAAUGAAGGAUCAUAAAAUCAACCACGUGUCUCUGCACUUUGUGGACGGGAAGUUGGAGAAGCAUUACUCCUCGGAGAAGGAGAAGAGAAGCGGCGCUGCUUUCUGCUGCUGCAUCAUCGUGCUCUUCUUCAUCACCGCCAUGGAGGUGUUCAUAGACCCGGUGUAUGUGCCAAACAAACACUCACACUUAAAUCUAAAAUAAGCAGAACUCAUUACUGAUGUGAAGGUGUGCUCUCUUCGUAGGCUGGCGGUGAAUUAUGUAACUCUGGCUAUAGGAGAGGUUCUGCUGCUCAUCCUCACGGUCUGCUCUCUGGCGGCCAUCUUCCCCAGGGUGAGAAAACCAAAUUAGCAUCUAUGGACGUGUGCUGGAGAGCAGAGUUUCAUCUUCUGUGAACAUUUUCAACCUUAUCUUGAAGUUUAAGUUAUAAUAAAACAUUUUAAAACUCAGAUGUAUGAAGUUAAUUUGAUAUCAUGAUGUUUUGGAUGAUGGUUUGUUGCUGUUUGUUCAUCACAGAUGUUCUCAAAGAGGUUGGUGUCCUUCUCCAUGUGGAUCGAUCACACUCGGUGGGCCAGAAACACCUGGGCCAUGGCGGCCAUUUUCGUUCUUACCAUGGCUAUCAUCGCUGACAUGGUAAGACUGCGAGCUUCUAUUCAUUUAUAUCAUCACUCUUCUAGUCUGUGCGCGUCUCUCCUUGCCGUUUCAUCACCGUCAGACUCUCUCUGCCUUUCACAUGUCGGCCUGAACACUCCCUGUGGGGUCCAUUAGUUGUCUGUCUCACUGCCUGCUGGCUCAUUUGUCGCAGCCCCACAGGAGCAGCCUGUUACACACACCGCUGCUCCGACGUCUGACAUGAACACACAUGUUGGAUUAUAACUGUCAGGGCUGUCGUGUGAAGGUGACGGUCACACUUGGACAAAAAUGUUGGGAGUGUGUUUUGCUAUUUUUGUUGUUACUAGAUGAUUAUUCUCAACCGCAGACCCUCGGCUUUAAUACGAUCAAAACAGAGAAGUCAUAAAAAAGGAUUUUGAUUUACAUUUGUUGCAAAAAAUAGGUCGUGAAGACCAGGAUAGAAACCUCCAGAGUGAAAAAACAAAAUAACAAAGAAUCUACAUGUUAAGAAACUCAACUUUAUUUAUAGAGCACUUUAAAUACAAACAAAGCUGACACAAAGUGCUCUACAUAAUAACAUAAAAACAUAAAACAACAAUAAAUAAGCAAUAAAACAAAUGCCGUCUCAUUUUUGGUCAAAAGCCAAGGAAUAAAAGUGGGUUUUUAGACGGGUUUUAAAAAUAGACAGUGAGGGAGCAAACAGCGACAGCAGAAAACAAACAUGUUGAAAGAUGUUUUGAUGAAUAAUCAGAUGAUCUGUGAGCCUUAUUUUUCUGUUUGUACUGUACACACUGUAAGGCAUUGUUUAGUCUAAAAGAGGUCUAAUAGAUGUCUAAAUGUAGCCGAGACGACUGGUCUAAAUACAGGCUACCACAGGUCUAAAAAUUAAAGUUUUUUAGACGUCUAAAUUUAGACAAAGUCUUUGAAGGUCUAAAUUUUGCUUCACAGAAAAAAGAGGACUAGAGUUCAAACCGGUCCGACAGUAACUACAUGUCAACAUCGCAAACCGGGGGGGAAUUAUGUUCUGUGUCAUUAAUUCCUAAAGUUUGUCCACAGCUCCAUAGGGAUUGCUGGCGGAGGCGGGAUUUGUGCCCUAUACUGCAGCCUGUCACCAGAGGGUGCUGUUCUCGGAGUGGCUUCACCCAGCCAGGAGGCAGACUCUGUCCAUUCUAUAGACAGUCUAUGUUUUUAACACGGGUUCCUUGGCUAAUGAAGGCCUCAAGUGGACACUUCUGGAACUGCAGUUUUUGGGGUUGCCGCUUGUUAUCAACACAGUAUUUAAACCUAAACACUAACUGAUCUGUUUCUGACCUGCACAAACCUACAGCCAAUCAGAAUGUGACGUAGUUACCAUCAUAUCCAUCAUAACAAACUUCCUGUUCUCUUCCUCUCUCAUGUUUACAGCUGAGCUGCGUUCCUCCGUCCCUCCAAGUCUCCAACAGCUCUUCAGGCCCGGUGUUGGAGUCGCGAGGAGACCGAGGCUGCACGGAGAAUCCGAAGCACUACAGCUUCAUGGCCGUGAUGUCACUCAUCGCCACUGCUAUGUUGGUCCAGGUCAGCCACCUGAUCAAACUGGGCCUCAUGGUGCUGGUUGUCACGGCAACCGGAGCUGUUAAUAUUUACAGCUGGCGGGACAUCUACGACCUGUAUGACUACACUCAGUUUGCCUCAUACAGGUCCGUGUCUUAAUCUUUAGUUUAACACGAAGAACUGGACGUGAUGUGCUUCAUUUACAUCAUGAUUUAUUCUGAGUCAAACUUUUGUGUUUCCAGAACAUCCAUGGUGCCGUCCAAAUACCUCAUGACCAUGAUGAUCAUCGUCAUGAUGAUCGGCUUCUACUUCUUCGCCCGCCAUGUGAGUCCACUUUCUCCAACACACCCAUACAGUAGCACACUCACACGGUGUGACAGGUGGACAGAGCAUCUUGGUUCAAAAAGCAAAGCCAAAACUGAGGCGCUUAAUCCUGCACUAUUAUGUAUGGCCAGUUGGGGGCACAUGAUCCACCUGUCACUUUCUCAUCUAUUCCAUCGAACCGGCAUUUCUUCUGCUAUUUUCUUCUUGUGUAGUUGGAGCUUCAGUCCAGGCAGCUGUUCCUGUGGAAGAUCGGUGUCGGGGACCAGAAGGAGAGAGUGUUUGAGAUGAGGCGCUGGAACGAGGCGCUGGUCACCAACAUGCUGCCGGAGCAUGUGGCCAAACACUUCCUGGGAUCGAAGAAGAGGGAUGAGGUACGUGUGAACAAGAGCCGAGAGAGAAAGUGUGAGUGAAAUUUUCUCAUUUUUUACACUUCACUUCCCUCUUGUGGUCUGUUUCGUAAUUGCAGUUCAGUGCUCUCUAUUUUUCUCUGUUUUUCAAACUAACCCAUCCUUUGUGAUCCUUUAGGAGCUGUACAGUCAGUCCUACGAGGAAAUAGGUGUGAUGUUCGCCUCCAUACCGAACUUUUCUGAUUUCUACACUGAGGAAAGCAUCAACAACGGAGGCAUAGAGUGUCUGAGGAUCCUCAAUGAGAUUAUCUCUGACUUUGACAGCGUGAGUCCCUCUAAUGUUCACACACUGAGGCAUUAAAGGGAUAUUCCGCUGAAAAUUAAUUUAGGGUCAAACACACCGUAACACCGAGUUAGACACCCCCUUGAGAGAUGAAUGUCGCGGACCGCUUGACAUAUAGGGUCCCAGCCAUAGUACUAGCCACCAAACAUCUUUUAACUUUGCCUGAUUUCUUUAGCAAAGAGACUUAACACAACUCACCUACUCUCUUCCAUCAGCCGCUUGUUUGUAACGGACUGCUGCGGGGUGCCGCAGCUCAAGGAAGAACAUUUAUGAUCAUUUCCUCAUGGAGAUACAAUCAGACCAAAACGCUAAGGCAGAAGAACUACCGCGUCUGCAGAGCAAAAUGAUUAAUAUGGUAAUUAUUACUUUAAGGAAAUGAUAAAGUAAUGAUCAUAAAUGUUCUUCCUUGAGCUGCUUCACCCCGCUGUAGUCCUUAAUAGAGUAGGUGAGUUGUGUUAAAAGAUGUUUGAUGGCUAGUACUAUGGCUGGGACCCUAUAUGUCCUGUUGAUGAAGUUCGGUGCUGUUCUGAGCAUUAUUUGUGGCUAUUGUGGUGUGUUUGACCCUAAAUUAAUUUCACGCAGGAAUAUCCCUUUAAAUGCAAAAGGAGCCUCUUGGAUAAAUGAUUAUUUGCUUUCUCAUCCAGCUGUUAGACAGGGAGGAAUUCCGCUGCAUCACUAAAAUCAAGACCAUAGGGAGCACCUACAUGGCCGCAUCGGGACUCACUCCAGACAGCAGCACCAACGGAUACACCUGCCGCAAGGUGAAAACAGCUUCGAUCUAAUCUCAGAUUUUUACCUUGUUGGUAUAAAAACUCUUUGGGGCUGCAUGACGUUUCUGCUGUUGCCCCACAGCCGGAGGACCAGUCUAUGGUGGAGCGCUGGCAGCACCUCGCAGACCUGGCAGACUUCGCCUUGGCAAUGAAAGUCACCCUGACCAACCUCAACAAACAGUCCUUCAACAACUUCAUGCUCCGAAUCGGUGAGUGGAUAAAGAGACUGUGCUUUUCUUGUAAAUUUAAAGCCUGUAAAUAUUUUCAUGUGUUUUUUCCUCCAGGUCUAAAUAAGGGGGGAGUUCUGGCCGGAGUUAUUGGAGCUCGUAAACCUCACUACGACAUCUGGGGCAACACGGUGAAUGUGGCGAGCAGAAUGGAGUCAACAGGAGUGAUGGGAAACAUUCAGGUAAACUCUGAUAUGCAACUCACUAAAGUGUUCUCUUACUCCCUUUUUGGCUUUAAAUGUUACGCCCCACUCUGCCCCCAGGUGGUGGAGGACUGUUACAACAUUUUAAAGGAUUAUGGCUUCAGAUUCAUCAGAAGAGGGCCCAUCUUUGUCAAAGGGAAGGGGGAGCUGCUAACCUUCUUCAUGAAAGGGAAGGACAAACCCAAAGACAAUCGUGGUCCAGUGACUACUGCUCUUCCACACCAAGUUGGGGACCUCUCUUGACUCUUGAAGUACCUCUAACUCAAGGAAAAGCCUCCAUCAGACUUCCAAUGUGCUUAACUUCUCUUGUAUACAAUGGUUAUUUAUUUAUCUAUAUUUAUUUCAUACGCUCUGUCGCUAUGAAAAUCUUAUGGAAGUACAAUAACACAGAAAAUAGUUCUAUAAUAAGUACUGCAACAUACCAUCACACAGACACAAAGAUGAGCGCAAACAGACUCUGUGUAGUUGUGCAUGAGGAUUAAAGGCCUGGAGUUACUGAUAUCUUUCUUUUCCAGGUUUGAAGAUCAGGUAUAAUUACAUCAGGAGGCUUUUAUUUAUAUUGUUUAAUAAAAU
Messenger RNA from Xyrichtys novacula (pearly razorfish), 10761 nucleotides. Lineage: Eukaryota; Metazoa; Chordata; Actinopteri; Labriformes; Labridae. The record is from the annotation of a GenBank genome assembly.